Molecule: messenger RNA, 4066 nt
Organism: Maylandia zebra (zebra mbuna)
Lineage: Eukaryota; Metazoa; Chordata; Actinopteri; Cichliformes; Cichlidae
Source: RefSeq, a predicted model, not a curated record
ACUUCUCCUCCCCCUCCUCUUAUCGCUGAAGUGGAGAUGGAAAGAACGGGGAUCAGAGCGCGGACGAAGGAUUAACAACUGAGUGAAAAUGGGGAAAGAUAAAGGCAAACAGACUGACACAGUGUGAACGAGAAAGUGAGGGGAAACGGAUACCAAAACGAGUGAAGGCGUUGAAUAGAUUAAAAAGUAUACCACAGAAGAAGCCACAAAGAUAGAGGGCUGAAUAGCUGUUUCUGGAGUUGGGUGGACCCUUUACGAGAAAGUGUCGACAUCAACCACCGCAGCUACCAUGUACAGUGGAUAUGGAGGGACUCCGUCCCGAACUCUGUCGACGAUGUCUCUGUCCAUUCGCCCAGUCAGACGCCUUACCUCCAGAUCCAUCACUAGGAGCCAGAGCUUUACUGGAGUCAAUACCCACAACAAACCUUACCGGAACCUUGUGGUGUUCAGCACUCCUGGUCUCAGCAGGAAGCCCAGCAGAGCAAGCAGAUUGUUUACUAUGUCGAUCAAGGCCAACCCCCCACCGAAGGUUCCUCAACCAGAGCGACUGGAUGAAGUGUAUGAAGCACUGAAGAAAGGCCUUCAGUCUUACCUGCAGGUUCAUCAGAUGGACUUGGACACACUUACCAGACAGAUAAAAGAAUCAAAGAGGAACUCUAGACUGGGUUUCCUGUAUGAGCUGGACAAGCAAGUAAAGGUGACUGAGAGGUACAUUAGAAAACUGGAGUUUCACCUCAGCAAGAUUGAGGAGUUUUAUGAGUCCUACUGCAUGCAGAGGAGACUCAGGGAUGGAGCCAACAAGAUGGUGAAAGCAUACACCGCUUCCUCAGGAAGUAAGGAGGCCAAGGAGAGUUUAGCAGAAGCCAGUAAAGGAUACAAGGAGUACACAGAGAACAUGUGUGUGUUGGAGAAUGACUUUGAGAACCAGCUGGGGAAGUUCCACAUAAAGAUGAAGGGUCUGGCAGGAUUUGCUAGAUUGUGUGCUGGUGACCAAUAUGAGAUCUUUAUGAAGUAUGGUCGGCAGCGGUGGAAGCUCCGGGGGCGAAUAGAGAUAAAUGCUAAACAAGUGUGGGACAGUGAAGAGAUUGUAUUUCAGCCACUCAUCAACGAGUUCCUGUCUGUGAAGGUGACAGAGCUAAAGAGCUUAGCCAAUCACGUGGUGGUGGGAAGUGUUUCCUGUGAAACAAAGGAUCUGUUUGCUGCGCUGCCCCAGAUGGUUGCUGUGGAUAUUAAUGACCUUGGGACUAUUAAGCUAAGCCUUGAGGUGACCUGGAAUCCGUUUGAUAAAGAUGACCAGGGAUCGGUUGCAAGCACUGUCAACAAACCACCAAGCAUCAAUAAGCGAAUCUCAGCCAUUUUUGACCAGACUCCACCUGACACACCACCUUUACGUAACAUGAUCCGCCUACAGGGAGAGUUGGAGAAUGGACCAGCAUGGUCUAAUUCUUCAGAAUCUUCUGAUGAUUCAACCAGCCCACAGCUGCCUGCACAUCCAAAGGCAGUAGUGGUGACACCAGACAUCCAGCCAGUUGGACAAAGGAGUUCCCUCCUUCAGCCUGAUGUUUCUUCUUGCUCCGGAAACUGGCCUUCCUCAGCUCAAAAGGAAGGUAUCAUCCUACCAAAACAACCAGCGGAGAGCAACAGGCAUGAGGAAAAGGGGACAGUCACUGUGAUAACAAAGCCUGACGGUGAGGAAGAAGCUGCAGGGAAACACUCCUCUAUGGCACCAGUGGAUGUGCCGAUAAUUACCAGCAGUAACUCUACAUUGUACUUACGCUCUCUGAGUCACAUUAGUGAAAACAGUGCUGAUGGGGUUGUGGUGCCUGUCAGUGAAUCGGGGGACGUGAUGUCUCUGGUCUCUGGAAUCUCAAUCAAUGACAUUGAAAUGGAGGUGGCCAGCAGAACUCCUGAGUCACCCACUUCUGCUGACACUGACACAGCUGUUGAUGUCACUGAUCCCCACCCAGUCAGGAAGCAACACAAUACAUCCACCUCUGUGGAUACAUCGGUCCCUCUGAGAGCAGGAGCAGACUCCAAUGUUGUAGAAAGUGGGGAUAUGACAUAUCUAGCUCUGCGGGUGCCAGUGGAGGAGGAUAUCCCAGCUUCAAGUUCCAACUGCCUGUCUGCUAAGGGCGAUGGUCCAGUGGACAGUGGACUAGAGGAUGCCUUGGUAGCUGUACUUUCCUCUAUAGAUGAUUAUAGAGGACCGUUUUCUGAGCUACAACUACUGGAACAAGAGCUGAAACUGCUGCAGGUUACACUGAAGGGUGGGAGGCACAGCCGGUCACCCAGUGUAGUCAGCCUCACAGUGGAAACAGCUCUUGGCAGCUUUGACUUCCUGAAUGGAUCAGACUGGGAGGAGGAAGAAGAGGAUGGUGAUAAGAGGAGUAGACAUGGCAGGUCUCUGCUGGACAGAGGCUGGGACAGCCCUUCCUCCUCCAACGUACCGCUAACCACAGGCUGCACCACUCUAGACUGCUGCCUGGUGGUCCAUUUGAGGAACUGCAAUGCACAGUUGUUGUGUCUGGGCAAGUUUGGUCCUCUGAGAUGUGGAGAGAUGUAUGCCUUGGACAGACUGCUGAGAGAGGCUCGUGUCCUCGAAAUCAUCCGACGCGUCACCAAAGAAAACCCACAGAAAAUCAGACCAGCUACUGAAGUUAUCCCGGCGCUAGGUCUGUGUCUGGGUGCUGUGUCGCUAUGGCAAGAAUGUGUGGGACAGGGUAGCAUGUACAGCGUCUCUGCUGAAAGGUUCCUGAAUACACUGUCGACAAUCUACGCUGGUUUACUGCCUGAAAGGGCCGAAGCAGUGUUCUUGUGCCUGGUUGAGCGUGUACUGGAUCAGAGGUUACCACGACGAGGAAGCAGCAGGGACAACAUGAUGGUGACGUUGUUCCAGCUGUGGAGCUACUUGGACUCGAAUGCUGUCAGUGAUAUGGACACACACAUCAUUGAACUGGCAAAAGAGGUAUGGUUGGUACAGAACCUGGCGUCAUCUGACCAGGAUGUGAUUGUCAAUGCUCUACGCCGCCCUGCAGAGUGCAGCCUGAGGAGAGAAGGAAUUCAUGCCGUGGCCAAAUUACUAAAAGAUCCUCGGGGCAAAGUGUCUGCCUCUGCCAGCUCUGUACUGAGAAGCCUCGCUGCUCAGCCCAGACAGAGAAAACAGGCUUUGGUCAGCUGUUUGGAGCUGCUGGAAGAUGAGAAUGUGGACAAUCGAGUGUGUGGAUGCAAAGCUUUAGCUUGUCUCAAGGCCAAAGAAAGCAUUGAUCAGUUGGUGUAUCUCUGCCGGGCAGACAAGGAAGAAGUACGAGAUGCUGCCAAACAAACACUGCUAGUGCUUGGUGAGGAAGGGAAGAUGGCCCAUAGACACGUGGAGACGUCUCAGGACAGCAUCUCAAGACUUUUUGCACCAGGAAGCAUGGCCAGCACAGCUUUUUAACACAACAUGCACACAGGCGGUUACAGCUGCUGAAAACAAAAAUUCAGUGACAACACUGGAGAGUAUAAUGUCAUUUUUGCAAUGCUUUGACAUGGUGUCACAGGAAUAUAGGGUAUACUGUCCUCUUCAGCUACGACUGUAGCUGAAAACAUAAAGAAAAAUGUGUUAAAUGCAGUAUAUAUCCUGUCAGAACAAAACUCAAAGGGACAAACUCCAACACUGGCUGCAAACAAGAAAUGCAUCAGACGUCUUAAUAAUGUAAAAUAUUCAUCUACAUCAUAAGUCAAAAGCUUUUCAGAGUCACCUUGUUUAUAAUUAUUUUCCUGGGUCCACAAAUGCGCAAAAUGUUAAAUCUUUAUACUGUUUACUUACUGCUACUACUAUUUCUUUGGAUGCUCUAGAAAGCUGUGGGUUUUUACCAAUGAUAUUACAGUCACUACACUAAGAGUCAUAUACCAGUGGGAGUUAGACUUCUGCUAUUACAUGAAAAUGUGUUUUCUUAACGGGCGCUGCUGUCUCCAGCCUAGCUUAAAGGCUGCUUGGACUAUCUCCCCACAUGUCACUGUCAAAGUAACUAUUUACUGUACUUCUACUUGCUUGCUACUGAAUAGAUCUGAAGCCAAGUCCAAA